ACGGUGGUCAGGUGACCCGCAGCCGUAAGGCCGAUUUCUGGCUUCUUCCUCGAUGUCGGAGGGGACUGUGUCUGGACGAAAUGGGCUCUGGCAAUGAUCGAGUUUGAUCACUCAGAGAUCCGACCAGCUGAGUCUGUGAAUGGCGCCAAAACAGGACCCUAAACCGAAAUUUCAAGAAGGUGAACGAGUCCUGUGCUUUCAUGGGCCACUGCUCUAUGAGGCAAAGUGUGUCAAAAUCAACAUAAAGGACAAGCAGAUAAAAUACUUCAUUCACUACAGCGGCUGGAACAAAAACUGGGAUGAAUGGGUUCCUGAAAGCAGAGUUCUCAAAUAUGUGGACAGCAACCUUGCAAAACAAAGAGAGCUUCAAAAGGCCAAUCAAGAUCAUUAUGUUGAGGGAAAGAUGAGGGGUUUAGCACCAAGCAAGAAGAUUGCUGCUGUGCAGCAAAAAAAUGUCGAUCUGAAGGUUAAAAAGGCAAAACAGAAAAUCCCCGGGUCGGGUGAAGGAAGCAGCAGUGGAGAAACACCCCAGGCACCACGGAAGAAGCGAGCUCGGGUAGACCCAACUGUCGAGUGUGAGGAAAUGUUUGCAAACCGUGUGGAGGUGAAAGUGAAGAUUCCUGAAGAGUUGAAACCUUGGCUGGUGGACGACUGGGACCUCAUCACACGGCAGAAACAGUUAUUUCAUUUGCCUGCCAAGAAGAAUGUGGAGGUGAUCCUGGAAGACUAUGCAAACUACAAAAAAUCAAAAGGAAGCUCUGACAACAAGGAGUACGCCGUAAACGAGGUGGUGGCGGGGAUUCGAGAGUACUUCAACGUCAUGCUGGGGACUCAGUUGCUUUACAAGUUCGAGAGACCACAGUACGCUGACAUCCUGUCUGAACACCCUGAUGUGCCGAUGUCUCAGGUGUACGGAGCCCCGCACCUGUUGCGUCUGUUCGUUCGUAUCGGAGCCAUGCUGGCGUACACUUUACUAGACGAGAAGAGUCUGGCUCUGCUGCUCAGUUACCUCCAAGAUUUCCUCAAGUACCUGGUGAAGAACUCGUCCACCCUUUUCAAUGCCAGUGACUACGAGGUUGCCCCCCCUGAGUACCACCGCAAAGCUGUGUAAGAGCUCUCAGCAGCGCUCUGACUGAGAAACAUCACCACCCUGUCAGGCCACAAGUAAAAAUAACCAUUAGUUUAGUUUGGAGGGAAUAUUCGGAUAAGCUUUUUCGUUUCAGCUGACAGGUUUUGUCCUGAAAAGAUCUUAGGAGCUUGUGACGGUUUGUAGGGAAGAAAACAUAACCUGCUAUUGAUAUCAGUCAGUCAGUCAGUCAUUUUCUACCGCUUAUUCCAUAGUGGGUCGCAGGGGAGCUGGUGCCUAUCUCCGCUGUUGAUAUCACUUUGUUUAAAAAGACACAAAACAAACUGUUUCACUUUAAUUUCAACAACCAGUUAUAUCAUGUUUUUGUGCAUUCCAGCUGAGGUGCUUGUUACUAUUGCAUGCUUAUAAUUAUUGUUGCUUCUUUGGCAACAUGAGGUGCAACUCAGUGCUGAACUGCAAGAUUAGUAGCAAACCAUUAAAAUGUUUCUAUGUUGUGCAUUUUUAUCAAUUUGUAAAAAAAAAAAAAAAGAUAAGAAAAAGUUGCAAAACAAUGUUCACAUUGUUUACUGUUUCUGUGAUGUUUAAAUCGUUAAAUGAUUUGAUGUUGUAUUUGUUAUUUAAAGAUGUAUUCAGUUGAAUGUUGCCCGCUGAUUAAUUAAGAUAAAUCUCAACAGACUCACAGAAACUACUUUCUGCUUUGGUUCAUAUCAAACCUCCAACAGUUGUUUUGUAAAAUAAAAAUUGGUUUUAUAUUCAUCUUAUUCGACAGGAUGCUAAAAAGGUUAUUUUUUAUGCAUAUGUGAGUUUAUAUAUUAAAAAAAACCUACUAAAUUCAUAAAGUACAACAGUCA
Girardinichthys multiradiatus is the source of this 1938-nucleotide messenger RNA. RefSeq names its product mortality factor 4-like protein 1. NCBI's taxonomy places the organism in Eukaryota, Metazoa, Chordata, Actinopteri, Cyprinodontiformes, Goodeidae. The transcript has 12 exons. Gene Ontology annotation, cellular component: nucleus; NuA4 histone acetyltransferase complex. Gene Ontology annotation, biological process: chromatin organization; regulation of DNA-templated transcription. The record is from RefSeq and is a predicted model, not a curated record. The coding region runs from base 140 to 1111 and encodes 323 amino acids.